Molecule: messenger RNA, 1600 nt
Organism: Maniola jurtina (meadow brown)
Lineage: Eukaryota; Metazoa; Arthropoda; Insecta; Lepidoptera; Nymphalidae
Exons: 2
Coding region: 315-1538 (407 amino acids)
Source: RefSeq, a predicted model, not a curated record
UUAACAAUAUUAAUUAAAGUAUCGUUUUAUUGGAUCGCUUAGUAAAUCUUAUCUAAAUUAUUGCAUAAUGAUAUUCAAUAAACAAACCAAAACGUCAACUGUACGUCAAAGCAAAAGUGUGUCCAUAGACUUUAAGACGUGUGGUGUGGAGUGUGAUACUGUGAUAUUAUCUAGAACUAAUCAUCUAUAUUUGUUUUGAUUAAUCUAUGAAGAUUAGAUUUAAAGAAUAUACUAGUUAUUUAACAGAUGCAACACCUUAUAAUAUUAGGUACUGAUAGACAAUAGUACAAAACAUACUUACUAGUGCUUUAAAAAUGGAAGGUAAACAGAGUUGUGAAUGCAGCGUAAAUAAUUAUCAACGAACCAAAAUUGUUAUCAGUGAAGAGUUUACAUAUGAUUUACAGAAUUCUAUAAAUAAAAUCAUUAUCGAACAAGGUUAUGGUACAUAUGAAAUAGAUGCAGGAAAAGUUUUUACCGGCGGUAACAAUUUUUUAGGUGAAUUAUAUGAAAUUAAUGUAACUGGAUAUAACUCUGAGGGCCAUAAGGAAACUAGUUUAUUUUUAAAGCACAUUAUUUACAACGAUGAUUUUCGAGUAUAUUCCAUACCAGAAGUUUAUGCAAGAGAAGCAUUUGUUUAUAAAGAACUUAGCAAAAUAUAUGAUGAGUUGCAAGUAAAAGCUAAAAUUCCUCUAGGAGAAAGAUUCAAAAUGGUUAAAAGUUAUAACGAAACGAAUAGUAAAGUGAUUAUUUUGGAUAAUUUGACCAAAAAAGGAUACAAGACUAUGCCAAGAUUAGACGUAAUGUCAGUGGAAUUUGCAGAGUUAUCUAUAAAACAACUGGCGAAAUUUCAUGCAUUAUCUUUUGUUCUGCAAAAUAGAAACCCGGAAUACUUUGAAACUAAAAUAAAGACGAUAAAACAGUCAUUUGUUUUUGAUGAUUAUUGGAAUGAGUUGGCUAAAAAAAUGUGUGACACUUCUACAGCAAGAAUGGAUGAUGCCACUAAGGAUAAAAUAGCAAAAUUCUUUCCUAUCUCUCUAGAAAAAUAUCCAAAAUAUAUGAACGGAUUGCACUCGAAGAUAAAAUGUUUGGUGCAUGGUGAUUAUAAAAUGAACAACGUUCUUCUGAAAGAAAUAAACGGACGAGUAUCAGAAGUCAUACCAAUCGACUACCAGCAAAUCUAUUAUGGCUGUCCGGUCAUUGACCUCAUAUACUUUAUAUACGCGGCGAGCGACCGCAACUUCAGAAAACAACACUUACUUUAUCUCAGAGAUGUCUACUUCAAAACUUUAACGAGCUUUCUCAACUACUUCGAUAUCGACUCGCUCUUCUCGAGUGAAGACUUCGAAAAGUGCUUUAAAGAUAGUUUGGAUUAUGCAUUAAUGUACACCCUGUAUAUGCUGCCUAUGUUUUUAAUUAAGGAGGAUGUUCCCGAUUUAGCAAAGGAUAACUUGUUAGAGAUGACUAUUAAAAUUGAUGAGCGAUUCUAUGAUAGGAUGCAAGGUAUCGUUGAUGAGUUUAUUGAGUUGGGAAUUUUGUGAUUACGAACAUUUAUUACAUUCUAUAUAAUAUUUUUACGGUAAUUAAUAUCAACAAAUAAUUA